Molecule: messenger RNA, 363 nt
Organism: Zymoseptoria tritici IPO323
Lineage: Eukaryota; Fungi; Ascomycota; Dothideomycetes; Mycosphaerellales; Mycosphaerellaceae
Exons: 3
Molecular function (GO): carbon-sulfur lyase activity
Source: RefSeq, a predicted model, not a curated record
UCAUGUCUCUGCCAAUCGGUUCGAAUCGAGAUCACUGGAGAAGACAAAGGUGCUGUGCUGUGUCACUGCAAUAACUGCAAGCAAACAGGCGGUAGUGCUUUCAUGCACAACCAUCGCUUCAUGAAAACGCAACUCAACGUUGUCAAGGGAAAGGAACUGCUAAGAGAAUAUGCGGACAACAACACCAAGAGUGGAAACACUGUAUCCCGCCGCUUUUGCAGCAAAUGCGGUUCGCCGCUGUAUUUGACCAACUCAGCGUUCAAGGGGUUCGCUGCGGUGAUGGCUUCAUCGAUGGAAGGGUACAAGCAGCAACCGUUCAUGGAGCUCUUCGGCGAGGACAAGUACCCCUGGAUAGGUGAAGUG